UAAAAUGUUAAUCCAUGCUGAUCAUGUAUAAAUACGAUAGGAGGAGGCUAAAAUAGCCAUCAAAUGAUUGAUUGAAAGCAAUUUCUCCGUUUCGGCACCGCAUCCACUUUCUGGAGGUUUUCUCCCGGAGAGUGAUCGCUCUUUCUCUCUCAAUCUUAAAGGCCUUGUGAAUUUUUUGUUUUCGUCUGUUCGUUGUUUAUAGUGGCAGCAUUGUUUCAAAUCGGAUCUAUUUCAGCUUGGUUCAUCCAAUUCAUCGCAUUCGCAUGCAUGGGUGCAGUGGUUGUCUGGGGUCCGUUAGUAAAACCAAAUUAACAUCUUCAGUUCAUGAGCAUCUGAAGGAGAAGAAACAUCUAGAUCAUUUAGUACAUAAAGCUAAACUGUCGGCGGACUUUUGGAGUACCAGUACGGGUGACAUGGACAACUACAGUGCAGCUCAAUCACAAGGAAGCAUCUCGUCAAUUAGUACAUCUACUCAGGCACCCGAUGCUCAUGGCGCUGCAAAUACAAACAACCAUUCUGAAUUUGUAAAUCAUGGAUUUAUUCGCUGGAACCAAAUCAGACAGCAGUGGGUCGGACGAAAAAGUCCGGAGAAGCAACCAAAACAGCUUCUUGAACCCAAAUUAAGUUGGAAUGCUACUUAUGAUAGUCUGCUGGGGAGCAACAAGCCAUUUCCCAAGCGUAUCCCACUUGCUGAAAUGGUAGAUUUUCUUGUAGAUGUUUGGGAGCAGGAAGGAAUGUAUGAUUGAGAUGUGUUGCAAGCUAAGGUUGCAGACGAAUCUUCAAGGGAGAGUAGCAGGAUGAUGUAAACUUGAUUUGCUUUGUGUCGAAGAGGUUUCUGGAUAUAUGGGGUGUUUUGUAAAGAUAUAUAUGUAACCUACCUUGUGUACAUUUAAACGAACUAUUGUGCUAGGAAACCUGUUGACGUUUAUAAAAACUGAUGACUCUCGUCUGGUUCUUUCAGCAGA
This is a messenger RNA of Solanum lycopersicum (tomato), 965 nucleotides long. RefSeq lists its product as uncharacterized. Lineage: Eukaryota; Viridiplantae; Streptophyta; Magnoliopsida; Solanales; Solanaceae. The record is from RefSeq and is a predicted model, not a curated record.